Xenopus tropicalis (tropical clawed frog) is the source of this 5072-nucleotide messenger RNA. It is a transcript of the gene patz1, whose product is annotated as POZ/BTB and AT hook containing zinc finger 1. Gene Ontology annotation, cellular component: nucleus. The transcript is spliced from 6 exons. The coding region runs from base 1058 to 3160 and encodes 700 amino acids. The record is from RefSeq and is a predicted model, not a curated record. Gene Ontology annotation, biological process: regulation of DNA-templated transcription. Lineage: Eukaryota; Metazoa; Chordata; Amphibia; Anura; Pipidae.
ACGCUCAACCCGGGGGGGGGAUCAGACACAAAGAGGCUGCAGAGGAUUCGGUCAUAGCUGCUGUGUUCCCGGUGCGGGGGGGGUCCCGGUGUUUGGUUGGGGGGGGUCUCAGUCUCCGGAUUGGUUGUCCAGUAGGAAGUGCUACAGCACACCGGCAGCUCACACCGGGGCCCCGGAACUCACCGUUCCCUCGCAGCGCGCACCCGCGGCCCAGCAUGGGGAGGAGUCACAAGGAAGCGCGCACCGAGGUGACAUCACCCCGACCCCCGAAUCUGUGAGAGUAGUCCCUCACCCCUAAAUUACUCCUAGGCUAUCCUUGGCCCGGAGUAUUGAUCUAAUUCCUUUGCGAUAGUCAAUAGUGCCUGGCUUUACUACACUAAAACCCCCCCUUGGUACCCCAAAGAUAACAUCUGUGUACCCCUAACAGAGCUUUACUCCAGCACAUGUUCCUGCACUAGCCAUUACUGGGACUACUUUCUAAAUCACCACGCCUCCAUUAAUACUACUUCCACAUGCCUGCUAACCCUAAGAGUGAACUCCAGGCAUACAUCAUAUUUUUUACAGUUUCAUGUUCUAGUGAGUGCAUGAUUUGAAUUUUAAGGUAUAUGCACCUUAAGUAAUGUUUAAUUCCAAGGUAGGUCCCAAACAUCAAUCUACAGCUCCAGGAAGCUGAAAGGGUGCUCAAGUUAGUUGAGUUUUCUCCUAAUUUACUCCCAAGAAUUUACAUUUAUAGGAAUAUGGCAUUACUUUUAAGUUUAAAUCCAGUGUCUGACAUUUGGUAAGAGUGAUCAUCCAGCCUCACCCUGUGAAGUUGAACAUAAUUGUUUUUUUCAAGACUCAAAAUCCCUCCACACAACUUUUAACCAUUGCAGUAGAGAAGAUAGUCCCAAAGUUAAUGCUUGUUGGAAGAUUGUUCUUUAUAAUUGACAACUGACUAAUUUUUUCUAAUGCAGGAUUUAACCUGCCCUGGACUCUUGUGUUAAUCAAAAAAAAAAACCCAUUUUCUUACUAUAAAAUUUAAGUUCAAUAUUCAGUCUAUAAGGGUUGACGUUACAGUAUGGAGCGUGUGGCAGAGGCUUGUGGCCCUUCAUAUUACACUUACCAGGUGAGCCAGCACAGCUCAGAUGUUCUUCAGCAGUUGAAUCAUCAACGCAAGAGUGGGGGACGUUUUUGUGAUGUUGUACUACGUGUUGGGGAAGACAGUUUUCCAGCUCAUCGUGCUGUGUUAGCUGCUUGCAGCCAGUACUUUGACUCGGUCCUGGGUGAUGCAGAGGGACCAACCCCCCGAGAACUGGAGAUGCACACCAUCAGCUCUAAGGUGUUUGGCGACAUCCUUGAUUUUGCAUACACAGCACGAAUAGUGAUCCGACUAGAGAGUUUUCCUGAACUCAUGACUGCUGCCAAAUUCUUACUUAUGCGCUCAGUCAUUGACAUAUGUCAGGAGGUGAUCAAGCAGUCUAAUGUGCAGAUCCUGGUCCCUCCUGCACGACCAGACAUAAUGCUGUUCAGAUCAGGAGCUUCUGAUAUUGGCUUUCCAUUGGACAUGAGUAAUGGAACAGUUUUGGGCAGCUCAGGCAUUGCUGGUUCUCUUGGAGAAGAAGAUGAGGACUCUGUACGCCCAGGACAAGCUGUGCCAAGCCAGGCCUCCCUUUUAGCUCUUGGUGGAUCCCCACAGAUUUUGCCUCCAACGUACCAGUUGGGAAGUUCAAAUCUUGGAGGCAAAAGAGGUCGGGGAAGACCAAGAAAGCCAAGUGUCUUAGAUUCAGUGCUGUUGAGUGCUGUGGGUGGACUGCGGGAGGGUGGGGUGCUGCCUUGUGGACUUUGUGACAAGGUUUUCACUGAUCCUCUGCGUUUGCGGCACCAUGAGGCACAGCAUGGAGUUACCAGCCUGCAGUUGGGUUAUGGGGAUCUGCAGGCUUCUCGUAUGAGUGAGAAUGGCUUGGGACAGGAAGAACCAGGAAUACCAAGAAAGAGGAACCGAGUAAGGAAACAAGUGUCAUGUGAUCUAUGUGGAAAGAUUUUCAGGGAUGUGUACCACCUGAACCGACACAAGUUAUCUCAUUCGGGAGAGAAGCCAUAUUCUUGCCCUGUAUGUGGCCUGCGCUUUAAACGCAAAGAUAGGAUGUCCUACCAUGUUCGCUCACAUGAUGGUUCAGUUGGGAAGCCAUAUAUUUGCCAGAGUUGUGGAAAGGGGUUCUCCAGGCCAGACCACCUUAAUGGGCACAUUAAGCAGGUUCAUACAUCAGAGAGACCCCACAAGUGUGAGAAAACUACAGAAGGAAUGUCCAAUGAAGUGCGCAAUGAGCUGGAAAAAGGAGGAGGACAGACAUGUAAUGCUUCAUUCGCCACACGUGACCGGCUUCGCUCACACUUGGCUUGUCACGAGGACAAAGUGCCAUGUCAGGUGUGCGGCAAAUACCUGCGGGCUGCUUAUAUGGUUGAUCAUCUGAAGAAACACAGUGAGGGGCCCAGCAACUUUUGCAGCAUCUGUAACCGAGGUUUCUCCUCUGCCUCCUACUUAAAGGUGCAUGUUAAAACCCAUCAUGGUGGCCUCCUCAGCACUGGCCCUCGGAGGCAGGAGUCCGUCCCCAACGGGGCAGCGCUCUUCCACUGUGUCAGGACCUGUGGCGUGAAAGAGGGAGAUAAGUGCCAUCAUGGAGAACAGGAGAGCUCUGAUUCUUAUGGUGACCUUUCUGAAAGCAGUGAUCUCAAAUCCACAGAGAAGCAGAAUGCGAAUGGAUCCUACACAGCAUGUGACCUGGUGAUUCCUAAGAAAACUGAAGCUGAGUCUGAAAAACGAUACCCUUGCAUAGAGUGUGGCAGCUUUUUCCGGUCCAAAGCCUAUCUUAGCAAGCACAUCCAGAAAGUGCACACCCGACCACUGGGGGCUGUGCUAGGAGACUUGGGGCCUGCUCUUGGUCCCACACUUGGGCCUACCCUUGGCCCCUCAUUGGGUCCUGCUUUAGGUCCCACCCUUGGGCCUGCUUUAGGUGCAUCACUUGGGCCAGCUCUAGGGUCUGCUUUGGCUUCUCCUUUCUCCCCUCAACAGAACAUGUCACUGCUUGAAUCCUUUGGGUUUCAGAUUGUUCAGUCUGCUUUUGCAUCAUCUCUUGUGGAUCCUGAAGGGGAACAGCAGGGAAUGAGCACAGAGGGAAAGUAACACAUCACAGUGGAUGAGCAGGGACUGCAGAGAAAGCUUUCAGAAGGAGCACAAAGACAUACAGACAGAAUAACCAUGUACAUAAGUUAUUUGAUAAGGGGAAUAUUUGUCCAAAAGCCUUGUAUGCAUUUAAGGAAAAGGAGUGAGCAGGAAGAGGUAGUUAGAGGAUAAGCUCUCAGAGCAGGUGUGUCCUGACCUUCAUGUGUAUUACUGAUGAUGGUACGGAGAAUUACUUUUUAUUUCUAUAUUCAUUAAGCUACUAGUUUAAAUUCUAAUGUGCCUCCUCUCUACCCUCUGGAUUGUUGAGUAAGGUGAGGUUUCUUAAAGCGAUUUGAGAAUAUAAGAAUUAAGUCUUUUUUUAAGCCUUUUGGUAAUUUGGAAUUAAACACUUGAUCUCCAGUCCCAGCCAGUGUGUUAUUCCAAAAUUACUUUGGCCAAAUUGAGUGCAGAACCCAUGAGGUUUUUCAUGUCUGUCUGCAGGCACAAAUAAAGUGCUUGCUCUGUGAAUAUUUUGUACUUUGCAGGAGAUUGAUAUUGAGUAGAGUUGGCCAUACACGGGCAGAUUUUAGCUGCCGAUUCUGGUCAUUCAAAGCGAUUGAUUCGGCAGCUUAUCUGCCGUGUAUGUGCACCCGAUAUCAAUUAACAUUGCCCAGAUCUCAAUCGGGCAGGUUUGAUUUUUCUGUCGGAUGAGGGACCGCAUGAGCUUGUUGAUUCAGUCCCCAAUCAAAUGGCGCCUAUAGCCCCUUAUUAUAAUUCGUUCAAUGAUCAAAUUAGCCCAAUAUUGCUUGGUGACCUCGCCAAACGAGCAAAUCUUCUUGUGUAUGGCUACCUUAAACCUGGACAGAACCAGUGUGUAAUAAACACAAAGAUGUGCUAGGUAGCUAUGUACGGCUUUUAGAGAAUAAUGAAAAGAGAAAAUGAGUAAAGAUGCCAGUGCUGGGUUAAGAAACCUUCAUCCAACUGUAAUAGAGUAGCUACAAUUAAGUGUAUGCUAUUAACACUGAACAGAGAACAUAAAUCUAGAAAACCUAUAAUUAACAACAUAAGCCAGAGCACAAUCUAAAUGUCGUAAAACAUCUGGAGGCCAGAUUUGCUAAACAUCGAUAUAAGAAUAUUUGGAUUUAGCUGCUGGAAAAGACAUUACAAGCUGAUGGGAAUACUACGAUUCGAGUGCUGAAGACAUACCUGCUUUAGAAGCUCACAAGCCUUGCCUGUGAUGGUCAUUUAGUGAAAGUGCGGUAGGGGUUAAAGUGAGUACUCAGAAUGAAUCCUGCUCCAGCAUACACAACGAGGCAUUGCUAUGUUAGAUAUUUUGUCUUUCCAGUGUUUAUCUGAAGUAGCUCUAAAUACAGGGGAGGGUUGAAUGCCAGACUACUGUUGCUAAAAUGGUUCAAUGGAUAAAGCCUUAAUUGGGGCAAGCAGAAUGGCAGCUCCAUCUAUAUACAGCUAUGGAGAGAAGGACUAUUCUAUGUACAUGACAAAUACGGUCCUCAUUCCUUACUAUUAAUUUUAGGCACUGUUUCUUAAACUUUGGACCAGUGACAUUUAUGGAGCCAUCAAUAUUGUGGCUACCAAAAAAAAAAAUUCCUUAUUCACUGUGUUAGUAACUUGUACUACUGUCUGCAUACCUUUGCAACAUUAUUGUUAUGCAAUGAAUUUCUUCAUAUUUUGCUUCUUAUAUGAAUCAAGGUGAUCUUAUAAAUUUCUAUAUAUUUUAAGGGUCACCGUUUAAAAUUGUUUGUUAAAUGUAAAGGAGAAAUUAAUAGAAGAUAAAAGUGACUAAUAAAGUAGAAAAAAUGUAUCUUUUUCUCAUUGCAAAAUUGUCAGUAUUCUGAGUGAUGUAAAUGACAUGAUUUGAAUGAAUGAAAAGAUGAGUCACUUUAUUGUAUUAAAGGGUCAGUAUACCAUUAUA